Molecule: messenger RNA, 4656 nt
Organism: Sceloporus undulatus (fence lizard)
Lineage: Eukaryota; Metazoa; Chordata; Lepidosauria; Squamata; Phrynosomatidae
Gene: PTK7
Product: protein tyrosine kinase 7 (inactive)
Exons: 20
Coding region: 127-3315 (1062 amino acids)
Biological process (GO): homophilic cell-cell adhesion; synapse organization; protein phosphorylation
Cellular component (GO): plasma membrane; axon; neuronal cell body
Molecular function (GO): ATP binding; axon guidance receptor activity; protein kinase activity
Source: RefSeq, a predicted model, not a curated record
UUGAGGGGCGGAGUGGAGUGGGACGAAGAAGCGGCGGCUGGAAGGGAGUGAGGGCUUGAGGAGCAGCAGCAGCAGCAUGGAGUGAAGAGGAAAGAGGCUGCGGAGAAGAGAGAGGAGGGAGCCCAGAUGGCUGCGAGGAAGGAGGAGGCGAGGAGGGCGGGCCUGGUCCUUCUUCUUCUGUUGCUGCUUUUGGCUGUUGAGGCUCAAGCUAAGAUAAUCUUCACUAAGGAGCCAUAUUCCCAAGAUGCCUUGCAUGGCCGUAGUGCAAUCUUGCGCUGUGAAGUGGAGAACCCAAGUGACACAGAGUUUGAGUGGCUACAGAAUGGGGUUGCAGUUCAGGACACAGAGCGCCGUUUCAAGGAAGGGAGCAAUCUUCAGUUCACAUCUGUUGAUCGGCAGCAAGAUGGUGGGAACUUCCAGUGUGUGGCCAGGAAUGUAGUGACUGGAGAAGAAGCUCGGACAACAAAUGCAUCUUUCAACAUAAAGUGGAUUGAAACAGGUGGUGUUAUCUUGAAGAACCCAGCCAGAGUGGAAGACAUACAGAGUUCCGCUCCAGUAGUUUUGCGUUGCCACAUUGAUGGACAUCCACGCCCAACCAGUCAGUGGUUCCGGGAUGGCACCCAGGUCAUAGAUGACCGUACCAACUAUUCAAUCAGCAACAAGGAGCGGACAUUGACUCUCAAGAGUGCCAGCCCAGAUGACAAUGGCAUCUAUUACUGUUGUGCUCGGAAUGCAGUGGCCUUUGUGUGCAGCAACAAUAACUUCACUCUCAACAUCAUAGAUGAGAGUUUCCCACACCCCGUGAUUGUUCCUGAGAACCAAAUUGUCAAUAAGAAUGAGGAGGCUAUGUUCCAUUGCAAGUUCCAAGCGGUUCCACCUCCCAUGCAGGAAUGGUUAUUUGAAGACUCCCCUGUUAGUAAUCAGAGCAGGACUAUAGUGUUUUCCAAUGGCUCCUUAUUGAUAACUCAGGUGAAACGACGCAAUGCUGGAGUCUAUAAAUGCAUUGCUCGUGGGCAGCGGGGGAAACCUGUGGUCUUGGAAGCAACUCUGCAAUUGGCAGAAAUUGAAGAUUUUAUUCAACCCUUUGAACCAAAGACUUUCAUAGCCAGCAGAGAGCAGCGUGUGACAUGUGUGGCCCCUCGGGGAGUCCCUGAACCCCAUAUUUGGUGGGAGAGAAACAACGUUCAAGUCCCUACUACUGGCAGAGUACGGCAAGAGGCUCAGGACCUUGUCUUCACUAGCAUUGCUGAGAAAGAUGCUGGACUAUAUACCUGCCAUGCAGUGAACAAAGCUGGAGAAAAGAAACAGGACCUAACCAUCACAGUAGCCACAAUGCCCAAAUGGGUGGAAAAGCCCAAGGACAGUCGUCUAGAAGAAGGUAAACCAGGCUACCUCCAUUGUCUCAGUGAAGCCUCUCUGAAGCCCACUGUCAGCUGGUUUCGCAAUGGCAAUCCCGUUUCAGAGGAUUCCCGCUUUGAAAUUGCUGAGAAUGGGACACUCCGUAUUAACAGCGUGGAAGUGUACGAUGGAACAGUGUUCAAAUGUGUGAGCAGCACUCCAGCUGGGAGUAUUGAGGAACAUGCUCGUGUGUAUGUUCUGGAGAAGCUGAAAUUUACUCCUCCGCCUCAGCCCCUGCAGUGUGUUGAGUUUGAUAAAGAGGCUACUGUAUCCUGCUCAGCCACAGGACGGGAAAAGCCUACAAUCCAGUGGAUUAAAUCUGAUGGGAGUAGUCUCCCCGAUUGGGUCCAUCACAGUUCUGGAAACCUGCACUUCCAAAAAGUGACAAGGAGUGAUGCUGGAAACUACACUUGUAUUGCUUCCAAUGGUCCACAAGGAGAGAUUAGAGCAACAGUCCAACUUACAGUAGCAGUCUUUAUUAGCUUUAAGCUGAAGCCAGAUGACACAACUGUAUACCCAGGACACACAGCCAUGUUCCAGUGCCAAGCUGAGGGUGACCCACUGCCACACAUCCAGUGGAAAGGAAAGGACAGGAUUGUAGAACCUGACAAAUUUUUACCCAGGAUCCAAAUUAUGUCCAAUGACUCUCUGGUAAUAUAUGAUGUCACCACCGAGGAUUCUGGCAAGUACACCUGCAUUGCAGGCAACAGUUGCAACAUCAAGCAUCAUGAGGCUUUUCUCCAUGUUGUGGACAAACCAAUGACAGAACGGGGUGAUGCACCCAACAGCCACACUCCCUAUAAAAUGAUCCAGACUAUAGGGCUGUCUGUUGGUGCUGCAGUGGCAUACAUAAUCAUUGUGCUGGGCCUCAUGUUUUACUGCAAAAAGAGAAGGAAAGCAAAGAGGCUGAAGAAGCAGCCAGAGGGUGAGGAGCCGGAGAUGGAGUGCUUGAAUGGAGGCACUUUGCUGCAAAAUGGACAGACCACUGCCGAGAUCCAGGAAGAAGUGGCUCUGAACAAUCUUGGCAGCAGCUCUGCAGCUAGCAAGAGGCACAGCGCUGGUGAUAAGAUGCAUUUGCCCCGCUCCAGUCUGCAGACAAUCACUCCCUUGGGAAAGGGUGAGUUUGGAGAAGUAUUCUUGGCCAAGGCAAAAGGCAUUGAAGACAAUGAAACUGAGGUGCUUGUUCUAGUCAAGAGCCUCCAAACCAGGGAUGAACAGCUGCAGUUGGACUUCAGGCGAGAAUUUGAGAUGUUUGGCAAACUGAACCACAGUAAUGUGGUGCGACUUCUUGGACUGUGCCGGGAAGCAGAGCCUCAUUAUAUGAUUCUGGAAUAUGUGGAUCUGGGAGACCUGAAGCAGUUCCUGAGGAUUUCCAGAACUAAAGAUGAGAAACUCAAGCCUCAACCCAUUAGUACAAAACAGAAGGUAUCUUUCUGCUGCCAAGUGGCACUGGGGAUGGAGCAUCUCUCCAACAACAGAUUUGUACACAAAGACCUGGCAGCUCGGAACUGCCUUGUCAGCGCACAAAGGCAGGUGAAAGUAUCAAGCCUAAGCCUCAGCAAGGAUGUUUACAACAGCGAAUACUAUCAUUACCACCAAGCCUGGAUUCCACUUCGCUGGAUGCCCCCAGAGGCUGUCUUGGAGGAUGAAUUCUCUACGAAGUCUGAUGUCUGGUCCUUUGGGGUUGUCAUGUGGGAAAUAUUCACACUGGGCGAAAUGCCCUAUUCCAAGAUGGCAGAUGAAGAGGUGCUAGCAGGUUUACAAUCUGGGAAGAUGAAGCUUCCCCAUCCAGAGGGUUGUCCCUCCAAGUUCUAUAAGGUGAUGCAGUGCUGCUGGGCUGCCAGCCCAAAGGACCGCCCAUCUUUCAGCGAGAUUGCCAACAUGCUUGGAGAGAGCCCGUCGGAAAGCAAGGCAUGAGCAGGGACACUCUAGCCCCUGUUGCUAGAGAUUGGGAUUAGCUAGAACCUCGUUUUGGCAUGUUGACUGUUACAGACUCUCAAAUGGGAGACCUAAGAGUUGAACCUCAAAGGGACCAUGGAUUCUUACACUAAUGGACAAAGAUUGUGGACAUCAUCCCCCUUGAUCUGAGGCCUCUUCAUCAAGGCCCCAUAACCCUGCACCUGACCAGACUGCGUUCCUCCAGGUUCUACCUCCAAUAUCCACAGGGCUAGUUAACAACAUCCAAGGGAUGAAGGGGAUUCUGGGAAUCAUCACCACAAGACAAAUUUACCAGUGAAAGACUGUGGCAAGAUUUUGGGACUUCUCUGUCAUGGCACAUCUAACUUUCCCCCCUCGCCCACUCUUUCUUUCAUGAAUCCUUUUCACAAAAAAAGCACAGGCAUAUUCUUCUAGGGAAGACUCUUAAAUUUGGGGAACGGGCACAGAGUAACGGGUGGGGCGGGUUUCUAUGCUUCUGAGUGGUUCACAGGGUUUAGGGUGGAGGCCCCCAGAUGUCUCAAGUUAGGCCUGAACAAGAAGAGAGGGGGACCCCUGGUGUUAUCAUUGGUAGUCUGGCAGCUUCCAUAGCUAUAGAUCUGCAUCCCUGUCUGCAGAGCAAAUCCAUGCAAUUUCCUGUCACAAUCAUCUUCCACACAUUUGGCCAUUUCUGAAUUUGCCAACCUUCUCCUAUGUCAGUGGUUAAACCCAAGAUGCUUUGGCCGGUUACCUGCCCCAGUGGAUAGCCCCACCUGAAAGGAGUUAAGUGGCUUUUGUAUCUCAUGGCUGUAUCCCAGCCAUUUCUUUGGAAGCAGAUCCUUGCGCACAAUCUAGUGUCCUCCAACACUGGAAAGGAGGCCCUUCUUCCUUAUCUCCCACCACAUGCUGUUCUCUUUUGAAGUCUGUGAGGAACCAGUAUAUUUAUUACACAGUACUUCUGUCUCUCUCCUCCUGGUCCUAUUAGUCUAUUAGGUCUUCUGGCACCUCCCUACAUAUCCAAACUAAGGAGCAACAAACACUAAGUGCCUGGCAUAUGAAGGAGAUUUUCACUAGCUUUCCUGACUAUCCAAUACCGCCUUUUUUAUAUGAUUAUUUUGGGCAAUGUUUCUUUUUCCUUUCUUACAUUUUUAAAAAAAUGUUGACACCUCUCAGCCUUAGUCAUUUUUUAUAUGUAUAUGUUAUUACUGGAAGUGCAGCCUAGAGUCAUUUUAGUUUCAAUUUGCUUGAGCGGAGGGGUAGAACAGCCAAGAGGUUUUUUGUUGUUUUUUUUAAAGGAAGAAAUAUGCUGCUUUCAAUAAAGGGUCCCUCUGUUUUUACAAAAAA